AUGCGGGCGCGGCUGUACGCGCUACUCUCGCGUCUGUGCGCGGAGUUUGAUCAGGCGAACACCGGCAGAGUCGACCUCGAUGAGCUGCGGGUGACGGUGCAGCGCGUGCUGGGGCCCGAGCAGGCGUGUCUGCUGCUCGACGGCGCGCAGCCGGACAAGGACGGUAAGAUACGCUACACGCAGCUCACGUCGCUAUUGACACGCCCGCCACCCCGGCAGAGGUGA
Molecule: messenger RNA, 225 nt
Organism: Trypanosoma grayi
Lineage: Eukaryota; Euglenozoa; Kinetoplastea; Trypanosomatida; Trypanosomatidae
Exons: 1
Coding region: 1-225 (74 amino acids)
Source: RefSeq, a predicted model, not a curated record